AUGGAAUCAAAAUCAGUAGCCAUCAUUGGAGCAGGUCCUAGUGGUUUAGUAGCCGCCAACGUACUUUUGAAAGAUGGUUUCAAUGUGACGAUUUUCGAACGUGGACGAUAUAUUGGUGGUAUGUGGUGUGAAGACAAUGUUUACAUCAAUUUGCAUAGUCAACAAUUCGGAGGUACAAUAGAAUUUUCUGAUCUAUUUGAUGGCGAAGAAUUUGCUUCUUGGCAACAUAUACAUGAUUAUUUAAAACGAUAUGCAGAUCAAUGUCAUCUAACUGAACGUAUUAAAUUUCAAACACGUGUCAUCGAAGUAAAAAAGAAAAAUUUGAAAGAUGGAAAUAUUCCAUGGCAAAUCAAAGUUGAAAAAUUCGAUGGUCAAUAUGAAAUAUAUGAAUUUGGUUUUCUUAUCGUAGCUACUAGUCUUUUCAAUGAACCAUACAUGCCAUAUAUACGUGGUCAAGAAAAAUUUACUGGAACGAUUAUUCAUGGUCAUAGUUUAAAAUCACACGAACAACUUAUCGACAAACGUGUCGUGAUCAUUGGUGGUGGCAAAUGUGCAGUAGAUCUGGCUUCAACUUGCGGUUCAUAUGCUCGUAGUUGUCACAUUAUUUUACGGCGUGCUCACUGGAUGCUACCACACACAAUGGUAGGCGGUUUAUUGCCUGCACGAUGUAUAUUGACACGUCUUGCUCAAGCUCCGUAUCAGCCAUUUCCAGGUGCACCUCAUUCGAAAUUAUUUCAAUAUUUGCAUGGUACACUUCCGCGCUUAUUUACAUUCAUCACAGACAAGAUUGCUGAUGAUAUAAUUGCUAUAAAUGGAUCAGAUUUAUAUGAGGAUAAAGUAUUUCUACCGAAUAAUUCAUUUCGUAAUGUUGAAAAUAUAUACAUGAUACCACAGAAUUUUAUUCGACUCAAAAAACAAGGUCGUAUUAUAGCAAAAUUGGAUUCGAUCGAUGAAAUUAUUGAUUCAACAACAAUACGACUCAAAUCAGGUGAGCAUUUACAAGCAGAUAUGAUCAUAUGUGCAACUGGUUUCAUCAAUCGAUUCCCAUUUUUUUCCGAUACGGAUGCCAAAACAAUGGGCCUACUGACGACACAAACUUCGACAAAUUCAAAUAUUGAAACUGAUCUUAAUUUGUAUCGACGUAUCAUACCUGUUGGAAUACCCAAUGUGGCUUUUAUUGGCUAUGUAAUAUGUAUAGCCCAGUGGUCGGUGGCCGAAGUAGCCAGCCAUUGGGUAUCAGAAUAUUUUCUAGGGCGACUUAAAUUACCUAUAUCUGAAAGAGAAAUGUACAAAGAAAUUGAUGAGACAUGUACAUUUAUACAUAAAACAUUCAAUCGAACUGGAUGUUAUUUUUUUUAUUACUGGUUAUCACCAAUCGAAAUCUAUCUUAGUGAUAUGGGUCUAAGAUUAAAAAGAACACAUAAUUGGAUAACAGAAUAUUUUGGUAUCUAUCGACCAGAACGACUCAAAGGUUUGCACGAAGAACGGCGUGCUAAAGCUGCUGGUAUCAUAUAUCAUCAUUGGUAUUUCGGUUUUCAACAUACGAUUCUUGUUUUUCUACUCUUAUUAUUUAUUAUUUUAUUAUUAUGA
This is a messenger RNA of Rotaria sp. Silwood2, 1590 nucleotides long. Lineage: Eukaryota; Metazoa; Rotifera; Eurotatoria; Philodinida; Philodinidae. The record is from the annotation of a GenBank genome assembly.